Psylliodes chrysocephalus is the source of this 447-nucleotide messenger RNA. NCBI's taxonomy places the organism in Eukaryota, Metazoa, Arthropoda, Insecta, Coleoptera, Chrysomelidae. The record is from the annotation of a GenBank genome assembly.
AUGACAAGAGUAACAGCGGAAAAAACGAUUAAAUGGGAAAUAACUAGGACACAACAGCCAAUUUGUAAUUCUUGCUUUAUUGCAACGUUCGGCGAAACUAAAGGAUUUGUUAAAAUAGUAGCGGAAAAGAAAAAAAAUAUAUUUUCUGGAAUCAUUCCGCCAGAUAGUCGUGGAAUUGCUCCUUCAGGUAAUAAGCGAUCGGAGGAAGAAAUUCAAAACUCCAACGAUCACAUUUUGUCGUUUCCUAAUUAUGAAAGUCUUUACUGUAGAAAUAGAACAUCUAAAAAGUACUUCUCCAGUGACUUGUCUAUAGCUAAAAUGUAUGACAUGUACAAAGAAAUAGUAGACAAACCGAUCUCAUUAACAUUGUACAAAAACUGCUUUUACAGUUUGAACCUUGCAUUCAAACAGGAUACUUGUUUUAAGUGUGAUAUUUUCCAAACAUAA